AUGACAAUAUCUAAAUCUAUGAAAGCAGUUGUCUUUCAUGAUAAGUAUGAUAUAAGAACUGAAAUUAAGGACGUUCCCAAAAUUCAAAAUGAAAAUGAUGCUAUUUUAAAAGUUUCAUAUUCAGGUGUUUGUGGUACCGAUUUACAUUCAUAUCGUGGUCAUAUUAAAGGUCCAACUGGCACAAUUAUAGGACAUGAAUUUCUUGGAGAAAUUGUUGAAAUUGGUUCAAAUGUUACAAAAUUUAAAGUUGGAGAUUCUGUAUUAAGUAAUUUCACAAUUCAAUGUGGUGAAUGUUGGUACUGUAAACAUGGAUAUAGUGGACAAUGUGUAAUUACUAAUACAUUUGGGAAAAUUGGUUUAGAUGGUGGUCAAGCUGAAUAUGUAAGAGUUCCAUAUGCUGAAAAUACAUUAAUUAAAAAACCAGAAAAUAAAGGUUCAGAAAGUGAAGUUGAUGAUUCAAUAUAUCUUUUAAUGGCAGAUAUUUUUGUUACUGGUUAUUAUGGCGUUAAGAAAAUUAUUGAUUUUUUGUCUAUUAAUCCAACAGCUACAAUAAAAGCACAAGAUUUUUCGAAAUCCACUAUUUUACAAAUCGGUGCUGGUCCUGUUGGUCUUUGUGCAACCAGGGUUUUAAAACAUUUUGGUUUUAAAAAUAUCGUAGUUGUUGACAGUGUUCCACUGAGAUUAAAUGAAGCUAUUAAAUUUGGAGCUACUAAAGUAAUAAAUUUUGAAACUGAAUCAAAUGAAUUGUCAAGAUAUAUUGAACAAGAAACGAAUGGAAUUGGGUUUGAUGCAGUUUUAGAAGCUGUUGGUGCUUCAUCUGCUCAAAGAACAGCCUUCGAUUCAGUUAGAAGAAAUGGUUUAAUUAGUAGUUUAGGUAUGGGACAUACAGAUUUACCAUUUACAAGUUUAGAUUGUUAUCUUAAAAAUGUCAAUAUUUCAUUUGGUAGAUGUCAUGCUGCUUCUUUAUUUCAUGAAUCUUUAGAAAUUUUUGAACACGUUAAAAAUGAUUUUAAAGACUUUAUCGAUUAUAAAACUUCAAUAGAUAAUUCAAAAGAGGCAUUUGAUUUAUUUGACAAGCAUAAAGUAAAUAAAGUAAUAUUUGAUUUGACAAAAUAG
Messenger RNA from Insectozyma verbasci, 1116 nucleotides. NCBI's taxonomy places the organism in Eukaryota, Fungi, Ascomycota, Pichiomycetes, Serinales, Debaryomycetaceae. The record is from the annotation of a GenBank genome assembly.